Molecule: messenger RNA, 661 nt
Organism: Theobroma umbraticum
Lineage: Eukaryota; Viridiplantae; Streptophyta; Magnoliopsida; Malvales; Malvaceae
Gene: GNA1
Product: glucose-6-phosphate acetyltransferase 1
Molecular function (GO): glucosamine 6-phosphate N-acetyltransferase activity
Source: RefSeq, a predicted model, not a curated record
CAAGACUACUAUAAAAGCAUCAGCUGCAUCUCAGUCUAGGCAAGAACUUCAUCGAACACUUCAAAUGCAUUGAACUCGAAGAGAAAAUUGGAAAAGGAUAAUGGAGAACACUAAUUCAUUAAAUGAAGAACACCGUUUUCAGGUUCGAAAACUGGAACUUUCAGACAAAAGCAAGGGAUUUAUAGAGCUGUUACAGCAACUAACUGUUUGUGAUUCUGUCUCUGACAAAGAAUUUGAAGAUAGAUUUAAGGAAAUAAGUACUUACGGUGAUGAUCAUCUUGUUUGUGUAAUCGAAGAUGAUUUUUCGGGUAAAAUUAUUGCGACAGGGAGCGUUUUCAUAGAGAAGAAGUUUAUAAGGAACUGUGGUAAAGUUGGGCAUAUUGAAGAUAUAGUGGUGGAUGGGAAUGCAAGAGGAUUGCAGUUGGGGAAGAAAAUUGUGGGGUUUCUUUUGGAUCACGCUCGUUCCAUGGGGUGUUAUAAGGUUAUUUUGGAUUGCAGUGUUGACAACAAGGGGUUUUAUGAGAAGUGUGGUUUUAAGCAGAAGGAAAUUCAGAUGGUUAAGUACUUUGUUUGAAUGUAAUAUUUUGCUUUUGCCUUAAUACAAAGCACAUUUUCUUGAUGAGAUCCAUGGCAUAUUUAUCGGAAUCUCUUAUCUUGUGUU